GAGUUGUUAAUAUGAUUGCUGAUGAAGAUUUUUGGAAUUAUGUAAUUGCACAGAUACAACAUCGAUGGAAUCGAAUGUAUAGUUUACUUUUUGUUAUCUGUUGGUCUCUUCACCCAAAAUAUUUUUGUAUAAGAGCUAUUAGACCUGAACUUACAAUGAUUGUAAAGAAAGAAGCUAGUCAUUUAUUUGAACAUUUAUUUCCUGAUAAGGAUAUAAAAAAAUUUUGA
Molecule: messenger RNA, 227 nt
Organism: Dentiscutata heterogama
Lineage: Eukaryota; Fungi; Glomeromycota; Glomeromycetes; Diversisporales; Gigasporaceae
Source: the annotation of a GenBank genome assembly